CACAACAUCCUUCCUCCUCUUUCUCAUUCAGCGUGUUGUUUUCAUCCAUCCAACGGUUCAUCGUCUCUCGCUAUUGAGCUGACUGGCUUCUUGUGAGCCACCAGUACUAUUUCCAGUCUCUCGCUACUCAACAACGCUCGCUUUCUUGCCUCGAUUCCUGUUGUUUUAGGUUCGAACCUUGGGACAACAUCACAACGAACGCCUACCGCGCCACCUGAAUUUUCGUCGAACGAUUACGCCCAAACGAGAUUGUUUAGCUUCUGCAGAGCCAAAAUGCGCGUAACACCGACCGUGCUUCAGGUUGCUGCCUGCCUCUCCUCGCUCGCACCACUAGCCUCGGCAUGGCCAGGGUGGCUUCCAGACAAGGACAGUUUGGUUGCUCGCCAGAACGACAAUGGAGAUUCCACAACGGCCGCCGAGACUGGUGCACGAUCAACAGCCACAGAAGCUGCCGAGACAAGCACCAAGAAGAAGGAUGACAGCAAAGCCACAUCGACAGACAGCGGCGAUGACCUCAACACGGCGAAGCCUACGAGCAAGGGCGGAAAGGAUGCCAAGGAAACGGGCACACCUACGAGCGAGCACACGACGAAGAGCAUCCCCGCUGAUGCGGCCGUGGGUGGCGUGAACAUGAUGACGCCUGAUACGACGGCUGUGCCCACCAUCCUGUACAAGAUUGGCGACUAUGUCACGCUAGGAUGGAACUACACGGGCAUCCAAGAGGAGCCCACCGCCGUCGACGUCCUCAUCUCCUGCUCGGCGGCGACCGAGACGUGGACGUUGACCUCGAACAUGACCUGGGAGUCUGAUGUGGCCUACGUCUGGGACACCAACGACCAAGCCGACAAUGUCGAGAACCCGCUGGGCACGAACAUGUACACGCUCAUCGUCAAGGACGUGGAUGCUGAGAUUACAGAGUUCCCUUCUGCUGGCAAACUCGGCGCCGAUGCGUCAUUCAAGUUUGGCCUGUACCACAAGCAGGACUACGUGCCUUGGAACGAGUGGGAGUGCAAUGGCUGCGACAAGAAGGCGGCCGCACCUGCGAUGGAGCAGUCGCUGAAGCUGGCUCUCACCAUGUGCACCUUGACCGUUGUCACACUGACGUGCCUUGCCAGUGGAUGGGGCUUGUAGUGCUCCGACUGCCGCUGCGUACUUGUUUUGCCAGAGCGAUUUGUGUUGGAAAAGGUGUUUGACAGGACUUAGCAUGGUUAUUCCGACGGCGUUUGUUGCAUUUUUGAGUAAAGCCGGGACUGGUCAGGGGUGCAUGAGGUGGACUUUUGGAUAUAAUGGUCUGGUGGUUCCGAGAUACAAUCAUAUAAUAAGUAGUCUUUGACAACAUAUCGUUGUGCCCACUAC
Molecule: messenger RNA, 1356 nt
Organism: Emericellopsis atlantica
Lineage: Eukaryota; Fungi; Ascomycota; Sordariomycetes; Hypocreales; Bionectriaceae
Exons: 2
Coding region: 274-1131 (285 amino acids)
Source: RefSeq, a predicted model, not a curated record